GGAUACUUCCUUUCUUCAGGUGAUAACCAAUAGGGGCUAGGAUGGGGGAUCAUUUUGUGCUGCUGGUAGAUCGCCUGAUCACGGAGUCGACGCUCGAGGCGGCCAUCGAGAGCAGAAACAAGGCCUUGGUUGGUUCCUCCGCACCCGCAUCGACUCCUCAGUCCGAAUCCACCGUUAACAAGGAGAAGAAUGGUGGUGGUAUUGGGGAUGGAAUUAGGCUCACCGGUAAAUUGGCAGAGUGCCGAAUUUGCCAGGAAGAGGACGACCAAGCCAACUUGGAGACCCCCUGCUCCUGCUGUGGCAGCUUGAAGUUCGCUCAUCGUAAAUGUGUUCAGAGGUGGUGUAAUGAAAUGGGUGGCACUACGUGCGAGAUAUGCCUCCAGCAAUUUCAGCCUAAUUAUACUGCUCCUCCAAAGUUGCUCAUUUAUGGGAGGAUUCCUUUGAAUUUCAGGGAAAAUUUGCAGAGGCAACAAAUCUACAACCUUAGGUAUAUUCCGUCAAAUUCCACAGAGCGUGAUGUUGUUGGAUCCUCUACCGAUGAUUAUUCAGCGUCAAAUGCAAGAAGAAGCAUCAUGUAUUGCCGUUCUGUUGCCGUAAUGUUCAUGUUUUUUCUGGUUCUUCGUGAUGCUCUUCCAAUUAUCUUCAGUGGAGCUGAACUCUAUUCUCUAGCCCUUUUCUCGUUUGUGCUUCUGAGGACCGCUGGGCUUGUUUUACCACUCUAUGUGAUGUUGAGGGCCAUUACCGCUUUUCAUCGUCGGCAGUACCAACGGCAGGUAAUAAAUGAGCCAACUACCUCAGAAAACGAAGGACCUGACAGUUUGCAGCAGCCUUCGCAGCCAUUGCCACCUCAACAUCAUAUUAUCCACGUGCAGUAGUGAGCUUCAGCACCGCAGCUGUGCUAUCGUGAAAGGAACUCUCAGCAAUCUCCCAAUUAUCCAAAAAAGUCGUGAAUGAAUUGAAGUCCCGAAGUCACAGAUAGUAUUUGCUUAGUGAUAGUCACACUUUUUUAAGACAUUUUAUAUAUACACGUUAAACAUAUACGUAUACCUUAGAGAAGCAAUCCUCGAAAGAAGCCACUCUCUUCGUACUGAUGAAGAUGAAGUGUGCGGUGUGAUGAGAACAAAAAGAAUCAAGUGUGUAUUUAUUUCCCUCAGGUCGGAAUGAAAUUAAGUGUUCUGAUUCAAAUGUCUACGUGGAAAACAAUUGUUAUAUAGCUUGAUAUGCCUUUAUAUUUUUCUA
This is a messenger RNA of Ananas comosus (pineapple), 1239 nucleotides long. RefSeq lists its product as uncharacterized. The coding region runs from base 42 to 875 and encodes 277 amino acids. Gene Ontology annotation, molecular function: ubiquitin-protein transferase activity; zinc ion binding. Gene Ontology annotation, biological process: protein ubiquitination. Gene Ontology annotation, cellular component: membrane. NCBI's taxonomy places the organism in Eukaryota, Viridiplantae, Streptophyta, Magnoliopsida, Poales, Bromeliaceae. The transcript has 8 exons. The record is from RefSeq and is a predicted model, not a curated record.